Molecule: messenger RNA, 1587 nt
Organism: Caenorhabditis elegans
Lineage: Eukaryota; Metazoa; Nematoda; Chromadorea; Rhabditida; Rhabditidae
Gene: R11D1.7
Product: Seven TM Receptor
Exons: 8
Coding region: 46-1431 (461 amino acids)
Source: RefSeq, marked reviewed
UUUUAACACGAAAGCCAUAACUCAAGACCAGUAGAGUAUUGAAAUAUGCUUCCAACACUAAAAGCUUCAGGAACUUUUAUUCUGGAGGUAUUUACUGUAUUAGGAGCACUGGCCGCUUCCUUUUUGGUUGAAAAACGAUUUCUUUGUGCUCCGAGAAUGAUAUUUGUGUUUCAACAAACGUUUAUGCUGAUUUAUAUAAUUUUCUUCCUGAAUUACUUUAAUAUCGACAAGCAAACUGACGAGCAGGUCGCGUCUCAUAUGUGUUUGUUCGAAGUCUUUGCAACAUUAUUCGUCAAUAUAAUUUACCUUUCAAUGCUUCAUCUCUCAGCUGUCGAAUCUGGGCUCUCUUUCCUGGCGAUAACAGUGUUUCUACUCGCCGCCUUCUUCACAUUUGCCUUUUUUAGUAUUUGUCAAUGGGUGAUUGAAGAUCCAUUAGCUUUAUUGGCAAGUAGAUUGUUUAGUUAUCAAAUAGUUCAAAUAUUCCUUUUCCUUUUUUGUACUAUUUCUGUUAUUCGUCUGACGAUGCGACAAGACAGGGAGAAAACAAAACCACUUCGAACAUUUGUUCCAUAUUACAUUAUAACAUAUUUCUCGGUGAUAUUGUUUAUUAUCACACCAAAAGUUGUAUUUCUCCUUGCUGUUCUAUUGAAGGUCACUGAGGAUGAUGAAGUUUUGUCAGGAGCAUUACGUGCAAUACUAUUCAUUAGUCCGUUUUAUAAUUGGAUUUUUGUAAUACUAAUCAAUUGUCAAGAUCCUGAAAAAAGGACUGAGUUGAAGAAAUCAAUUGAGCGAGCUCUUCGUGGAAUAAAAACCGGUCCAGUACCUCGUAUCAACGUUCAAGAACCAACGAGCAGUUCGAAUUUGCCAUCACGAAGCCAUAUUGCUUUGAACCUUAUGAAAAACCCACUAAAUUCAUUCAACAAACUACAACGACAAUCUACAAUUCCCGCCGGAGAAAUGCCCCCACAAAGUAGUUUGAUGGUUCCAAGAGAGCAAAGAUAUUUGGCUUCUGCUGAACAAGAAGACAUCGAACAAGUUUCGUCUCCUCAGGAAAUUUUGAGUUCGCGAAGUUCCGAGGAGAGAGGAUUUAUGACUGUUGCAUUGCUCAGAAGGGCAUCUCAAAUGAGUCAAAGAUUUCAAAGUAUACGUGGUGACACACCUCGUACUGAUUCAGCACGUUCACAUAAUACACCCACACCCAGGUCUCCAAAAAAUCCAGAAGCUGCAAAUGAUCAGACCAAUGUCACGUCGUCAUCAACACAACAAGCACCUUCUCCUCGACCACUUGACGUUUCUCAACUUCUCGGAUUCUUCAUAACAUCUUCAACUUCAUCAUUGACAAUGACUGUUCCAGUAAGAAACAAGAGAACGAUAGAAAGAAUUCAGGAAGUUUUGAGUCAAAAAGAUCGCCCUCCGCUGAAUAUUUCCUGAUUAAUGUGUGAAACAUUUCCUUUUAUAAAAUGUAUUUUCUCUAGAAUAGUGAAUGAUGAAUAAUCAAAGAUAUUUUUUCAUUUUUCCCCUAUUUUCAUUUUCCCAUAGAUGUGUGUCACUCCGUGUACUUUUUCCCGUAGAGUUUGGAAUAAAGAC